Cryptomeria japonica (Japanese cedar) is the source of this 474-nucleotide messenger RNA. RefSeq lists its product as uncharacterized. Gene Ontology annotation, molecular function: nucleic acid binding. The record is from RefSeq and is a predicted model, not a curated record. Gene Ontology annotation, biological process: DNA integration. Lineage: Eukaryota; Viridiplantae; Streptophyta; Pinopsida; Cupressales; Cupressaceae. The transcript has 2 exons. Bases 1 to 474 code for a protein of 157 amino acids.
AUGCCACUCAGGCCUGUGUCAGUUGAAAAACCUUUUACUCAAUGCGGACUCGAUUUUGUUGGAAUGAUCAAUCCCCCAAGCUCAGCUGGACAUAAAUGGAUCCUGACCACCACAGACUAUUUCACCAGAUGGUCUGAAGUUGUUCCCCUACAGAAUUCAUCUGAAAAUGAGGUGCUAUCUUUCUUGGAAGAACUGACUUGCCAGUACGGUCCCCCAAAAAUUGUUAUAUCUGAUAAUGCUCACGCAUUCACUGGCUCGUGGAUCACGCAGUUCACUCUUAGCAGAGAGGAUAGGCAUGGAAUACAAAAAGGAGUGGCACCAUCACCUGAGGAGUGCAUUAUGGGCCGACCGCAUAACACCCAAGCAGAUUCUGAAGAGUUCCCCGUACAAGCUGGUAUACAGGAAAGAUGCAUUUUUUCCUCUGUCACUGGAAAUCUUGGUGUUACAGUUGCUAAAAUAUAUGAAUAUCGUUGA